Molecule: messenger RNA, 207 nt
Organism: Knipowitschia caucasica
Lineage: Eukaryota; Metazoa; Chordata; Actinopteri; Gobiiformes; Gobiidae
Source: the annotation of a GenBank genome assembly
AUGAUGGCAGUUUCGAAUACCUUUUUCACGCCACGCCCCUUGUCCGCCAUCUUCCGCCUUCUCGGAGAAAGCAACUUCCGGUUUCGCGAAACUUCCUUCGGGCUAUGUAGGGAGCACCCCGGUACGGUCACAUUUAUUGGAAUAUUUCUCCCUAAAAGUUUGCAGCGAUAUAUUUUCAACUUCCAGGAUAACCUUCCUUUCAUGUAA